UAUUUGGAAUGUUAAUUGGUACAUCUUCACUAUUUUCCUUCACUCCUCUUCCUCAGUUCUUUUGACAAUCUACCAAUUUUAACGAAUAAUGCAGUCCUCAGUUUGCUGUUCCGAGUCGAGUUUAAUUCGCGUUUUUGUUUUUAUUUUUCAAUGAGCCAAUUUUUACAAUUUUAAUAAACAGAACUUUUCAUCAUGGAAUUGUUUGUCGCAUCAGUGGUGGUUUCAAUUUUUUGUCAAAUAGUUUUAAAUACUCAUGCAGUUGAGAUCUCAACGCGAAGCGGUGUCGUGAUUGGGUCCGAUCACCUUCGAAGUCGAAGCGGAGAAGUACUUUACAGUUUUACAGGUAUCCCUUACGCGCAACCACCGAUUGGAAGACUCAGAUUCAAAGUAUCUGAGCCGGUUAUACCAUGGCAAACACCAUUCAACGCUACGGAAAAGUGUCCCGUAUGUGCGCAGGUAAAACGGAUCGGAUCGACACCUGGAAAACUAGAAAUCAUUGGACAAGAGGACUGUCUCCGUCUCAAUAUAUACUCACCUGCACUUGAUGUAAAGAAAAAACUUCCUGUCAUGCUGUUCCUUCAUGGCGGUGCUUACAAGAUGUUCUCCCCUAUGGCCGAACCACAGUUUUUGCUGGAUGAGGGAAACGUGGUGCUUGUUGACCUCGCCUACAGGUUAGGUCCUUUAGGCUUCCUGACAACUGGUGAUGAGGUUAUACCCGGAAACUUAGGACUGAAGGAUCAACUGCAGGCGCUGAGGUGGUUACACGAAAAUGUAGAGUAUUUCGGAGGUGAUCCAAAUACUGUUACCGUCUUUGGUGAUAGUGCUGGAGGUGCUAGUACUCAUAUUCUCCUUCUUUCCCCUCUCUCCAAAGGAUUACUGCAUCGUGGUAUAUCUAUGAGUGGAACAGCCGCUUGUCCUUGGGCUAUGGUAUCUCGCGAAAGGGCUGCAGAUAGAGCAAAAGCUCUUGCUCUUUUAGCCGGGUGUCCUGCUGAGCCGUCAAAGGAACUUCUAAAAUGUCUACAAGCCUUACCCCUGAGAAGCAUUUUAGCGGUGGAAAAAAAAUUCGGGAAUGAAUACAUGUUGCCCAUCGCAUCAUUUGGACCAAUAAUUGAGGGACCAAAUGCUCAAAAUGCAUUAUUGUCGGAUGACCCCGGAAAAAUUGAAUCGGAGAUUCCCUGGAUCACUGGAAUAACUUUUGCCGAGCAUUUGGGUUAUACAGCAAAAUUUUAUGCAACAGUUAAGAAAAAUGGACUGAACUUGGAAGAGGAGCUCGAUGUAUUCCUGGAGAGGUGGCUUCUGGAGGGAUUUAAUAUUCCAAGAGAAAAAAUUUCCUCUGCAGCAUCACGGAUUAAAGAAUUUUAUUUUGGAAAUUUGCCUCUCAGCAGGAACACUCUGGAAAAAAUGGAUGACAUUAUCGGUGAUGGGUGGUUCCUGAUGGGUCUCAUUGACGCUGCAUCGGGGCACAAAGGAGCAACGUACCUUUAUUACUACGACUACUUGCAGCACAAUGUUUCUUUUGCUUCUGUGAUUGGACCUGGUUUAAGUAGAGAGUUGCGCGCAGGUCAUCAAGACGAUUUGUUGAGCAUUUUCCCAAUGACCUCCUUUUUCCCUGAUAGAUAUAUGACCGGAACGGACUUGCAAGUCUCGAGAAAAAUGGUGUAUCUUUGGACUCAUUUCGCCAAGUAUGGAAAUCUCUCUACAAAUACAAUGACUCAAUGGGAGCCGAUCGAGAAAAAUACUUCGGAAUAUAAGUACUUAUACAUUAAUGCAACAGACUUCACGCUGAAGAGUGAUUUAUUGGCGGAUAGAGUCAGCUUUUGGAGGUCUCUCAGAAACUUAUGAUGAACGCACAUCAGACUUUGCAAAAUUUAAUUAAAUUUCAUUUAACUGCUUAAAUAUAUAUGUUGUUGACUUCUAGGAA
Messenger RNA from Bemisia tabaci, 1921 nucleotides. Its product is annotated as venom carboxylesterase-6. Lineage: Eukaryota; Metazoa; Arthropoda; Insecta; Hemiptera; Aleyrodidae. The record is from RefSeq and is a predicted model, not a curated record.